Molecule: messenger RNA, 3692 nt
Organism: Marchantia polymorpha subsp. ruderalis
Lineage: Eukaryota; Viridiplantae; Streptophyta; Marchantiopsida; Marchantiales; Marchantiaceae
Source: the annotation of a GenBank genome assembly
AGGCUGGCGCAUUCCAUUCAACGCUGGCAACGAAUGCGAGGCAUUGAAACCUCCUCCGCAGCUGCUUUUCCUGUGCCCUCUCCUUACGAACUAACGACAGGACGCCUCGUCCUCCUGCUGCUCCUGGCCUGGCCUGGCCUGCCUGCCCACCAUCUCCUUGGGAGCCUGAGAGGGAGUCAAAGAACGCUCCUCUGUGCCUCGCUCGUCGCGCUCACUCGCUCCUCAACUCUCCAGAGGAAGACUCGGGUGGUGGUGAGGUGUGGUCGAUUCCAUUGUUCUCCUGCCUACCUGCCAUGCGCGAGAGACAGAGGCCGAAAGAGAGCGAAGGACCCUGACCUGGAUUGUGCUGAUCUCGACCUUCUCAUUUUCUCUAAAGCUGGAAGAGGAGAGACAGCUGCAGCCAGACAGAGACAGGAGCAGGGGAGAGUGAGGCGGAGCCAGGGGCAGACGAGGGGAGAGAUAGAGAGGGAGAGAGAUAGAGAGAGGAACGAGGGAGAGGGAGAGAGACGCACGAAGAGCGGCAGCGGCAGCCAAUUUGGAGUCAUUGGCAAUUGCUACUGUCUGUUCGUCAAUCAUCGUUGUCGUCGGGCAUUCGAAAGGUUUUCUUUUUUCUCUUUGGAGCUGGUUUCUUAGUUUCGUAGUCGACAGGAAAACUUGAGGUGCCCGACUUACUCUCGCUCGCUCUUUCGUUCGUUCAUUCUCGCCAGUAGGCACUAGAGCGAGCCAUAGUCUGCUUAGCUCGAGACGGUUCUGCUGGAGAUCGGGGCAUGUCCCAUCGCCUCUGUAUCACCCGAAAGUCGUGGGUCGCAGGGAAACCAUAGCGGAUUUUGGGCAGGCUUGGGAGGAUCUGCACCUCCGACCGAGGUUUUCGCGGCUUUGGAUACGUUUCUGAUGCGCAGUGGUUCUGGACGUGUCUAUUUCCGUAGCUUUUAUUGGUCGUAGGGCAUGUGAGGGACGUAGGAUCUUUUGUAGAGAGUCCGAGAGACAAGUGUGUCAGCACAUUGCCCUCCAAGGACAUUUGCUCUACGCCAGUCUGAACGGUCUCGAUUGCCCGAGAAAAAGUAGUGUUCGCAACUGCUGUUCCGCGAGCACACACGAGAGAAGGGAGAGGAUAGGAGAGAGAGUGGGAGGGAGAUUGAUUUUGGGAUUGCUUGAUUUCUGCAGAAGUAACCAAUGGCGCCGGUGCAGCUAAAGCUGCGUAAGGCGCUUGGCGUAGUGAAGGACCAAACCAGUAUUCAGCUGGCCAAAGUGGUCGGUUCACCAGAUCUGGAUGUUGCUCUCGUCAAAGCGACCAGUCACGAUGAAGUUCCCACUGACGAGAAGUAUAUGCACGAGCUCUUGCACUACGUCUCGUACUCACGCGGCUACACUAGUGCAUGUAUCGCAGGUCUGGCGAAGAGGCUUAGCAAAACUCACAAUUGGAUAGUCGCCUUGAAGUCUCUUAUGGUUAUUCAUCGGUUGCUGCGGGAUGGGGAUCCCUUAUUUGAGCAGGAGCUUAAUCAAUCGGGUAGUCGUUACGGGGUUCGAAUCCUUAACAUGUCCAACUUUAGGGACGACUCGGCGUCGAAUGCCUGGGACUACUCUGCGUAUGUUCGAACUUACAGUUUGUUCCUCGAUGAGCGUCUCGAAUGCCUAGCUCUCUUGGGCAUGAGUAGGGCUGACAGAAAAUCGCCCGAUGGUAGAGAAGGUAGGAGGUCCCCUGGAUAUGAUAACAGGAGGACCCCCAGGGACGAACGCAGCAGGCAUAGCAGCUACGGUGGUGAAUACGAUGAUGACCGCCGAGAUGGAAGUUCUAGGAACGGGAAUGGAAAUAAGGGGAACGUCCCAAUGAAAGAGAUGAACACGGAAAUGCUCUUAGACAAGCUCCCAAGGCUGCAGAGGUUGCUGGAGCGCGUCCUCGGUUGCCGUCCCACAGGGGCUGCACGGGUCAAUCGGCUAAUCCAGAUCGCUCUGUAUUCAGUGGUCACGGAGAGCUUCCAGCUGUAUGCCGAUCUGAGCGAGGGCUUGAGUCGUCUCGUCGACGGCUUCUUCGAGAUGGAGCACUCGACUGCAGUCAAGGCAUUCGACGUCUACAAGCGAGCUGCCAAGCAAAAUGGCGAUCUCACGUCAUUUUACGCUCUGUGCAAAGACAUCGGUGUGGGUCGCUCAUCUGAGUACCCCAGCGUGAGCAGAAUUUCAGCGGAUCAGCUCGAUGAGUUGGAGGACCACUUGAGGGAUGGCCGCACGGCGCUCGUAGUACGUAAGGAGAAGAGCCCCGAACCUCAGCCUAGACCCAGGAGCCCUUCUCCUGAGCGUACCUACGAGGACUCGAUGGCUAUGAAGGCUCUUCCUGCUCCCCCAGUCGUGGAAGAGCCGGUACCCGAGGAGCCCAAGCCCGAGGUCAAGGAGCCCCCUCAAACAAAUGCAGAUCUAUUGAAUCUAGGAGAAGGUGCUCUGACUGCUGAGGAGCAAGAAGAUAGGCUUGCCCUUGCUUUGUUCACUCCAGGAGGUGGAGCAAAUGGAAGCUGGGAGUCCUUCGGUCCCGGUGAUCAGCGGAACAAGCCGAGCACUACCGAUGCCUUCGCAGAGCUGGCCGGGAAGGCCGGGUGGGAGCUUGCAUUGGUGGAAACUGCCAGCAAUCUUUCGCAACAAAAGCAGGACACCUUAGCAGGUGGUUUCAAUCCUCUCCUUCUUGAUAGCAUGUAUGAGCAAGCGGAUGCUAACAGAAGGUUGGCCACCGUGCCCACCGGGAGUGAGAGCAGCGUCGCCAUUUCAACCGGCGCCGGAAGGCCCGCCUCGGGAGUAUUGGCCCUGCCAGCUCCAGUUGCGGUCGCGAUGCCUGGACAGGAUCCUUUCGCUGCCUCGCAAGUCGUCCCACCUCCGCCCUACGUACAAAUGUCGGACAUGCUGAAGAAACAACAGCUUCUUGCCCAAGAGCAGCAGAUGUGGCAGCAGUACCAAAACGAGGGAAUGCAAGGUUAUUACAGCAUGAUGAGAGUUUACAACAAUGGUCCAGUGUACUCACCUCCUCAAAAUUCUUUGGCGUUUCCCUACCAAGGUCACGGUACGCCACAAACGCAAUUUUCGUACCACUAACUAGAUGUGCCGCCAUUCAUUGUAGAAUUCUUAUUCAGCGGUACUGUGUAGAGUUUGUCUCACACAAAAUGCAGGAGACUGUUAGAUAGGCUAGGAUCCGCACUGAGGACGGGUCGUCUGCUUUCGUCAGUAAGGAGAAUUCCUUUUCUCUUUCACCGAAACGAAUCGAUGAUUUGCGCCAUUUCCAGGUCGGUAGCAGAGACUACUGCUUUUUCUGGACUAUUGUUUUUCCCUCAGAAGGGUCGAUGUUCUCAUACAGAUAUGUACAUUCUUUGCUCUUAUGAAAACGGUAGCGAUGAAAUGAAACGGCAGUGUUAGGACUGCUAAGUACUUGGCUUUAUAAUCUUCUGUACGAAUGCAUUACGCAGGAGACAUGCAUUUGCCAAUUAUUCAUUCCACAAUUUUAGUCUACUUGCGUACUUCUGAAUCCCUGUACACUCGAACCAUUGCAUACUCGACUAGCCUUGAUUCUUCUAUUCACAACCCGAAUUGUGAAACCACAUUUACUGCGUUUGUUCAGAACUUCACAGCGCUCGUUUCCAGAAUACAGUGUAACCACCAAACCAUAUGUGCUUUAUCAUAUGAAUGAAUACUCUUUUUACUCCAUGAGGAUUCGC